ACAUCAGUGUGUGGCCUGGCCCCACUAAACACCAGGGCAGUGGGGGUCCAGGACGCCCCUGCCGGGGCCUGGCCUUGGCAAGUCACCGUGCAGACGACUUCACUAUUUGGCGGCCAUUUCUGUGGUGGCACCUUAAUCAACAAAGACUGGGUGCUGUCAGCGAGUCGCUGCUUUCGAUUCUAUACAGCUUCAGAUAUCAUCGUCUACCUGGGUCGUCGAAAUCAGCAGGAAUCCGACCCAAAUGAGGUGUCAAGAGGUGUGUCUCAGAUCAUCAUUCACCCUGACUUUAACUCUGCCACCAGUGAGAAUGACAUUGCUCUGCUGCGUCUCUCCUCCUCUGUAAAUUUCACUGACUACAUCAAACCAGUUUGUCUGGCUGCAGAAAACAGCACCUUCUACAAUGGCACUGACAGCUGGGUCACGGGUUGGAUAUUAAUUGAAGAACUUGGUAAGAUCAUGUGA
Chanos chanos (milkfish) is the source of this 462-nucleotide messenger RNA. RefSeq names its product serine protease 27-like. The annotation marks the transcript as partial. Gene Ontology annotation, biological process: proteolysis. The transcript is spliced from 2 exons. Gene Ontology annotation, molecular function: serine-type endopeptidase activity. NCBI's taxonomy places the organism in Eukaryota, Metazoa, Chordata, Actinopteri, Gonorynchiformes, Chanidae. The record is from RefSeq and is a predicted model, not a curated record.